Peniophora sp. CBMAI 1063 is the source of this 4320-nucleotide messenger RNA. NCBI's taxonomy places the organism in Eukaryota, Fungi, Basidiomycota, Agaricomycetes, Russulales, Peniophoraceae. The record is from the annotation of a GenBank genome assembly.
AUGCACUUCAAGCCGCAUUCGAGCGGCCAAGCGGCGAUUAUAGGCGCAUUAUACCAGCCUGUCACCAGCAUUAUUAUACCCGGCCUAGUCUAUCUCUUUAUCCGGUCACUCUAUGGCCUCUACCUCACUCCUUCCAUCGUCCUCUUCGUCCUGGCGACCUACGAUACCGCUGAUAUCGUUGGCACUCUCAUACUUGCCUCGUUUUUACUCAUUGGAUUCAUACUACUCAUCAAUCAUUACUUCGAUUUGGCAAUUGCAGACUCCUGGUUCCCCUCAUUCCGUCCGACUCGGUCCAGUCGGUACGACCUUACCAACAUGCGUGCACGCCAUCGUCGUCGGCUUCUGCUGUAUCUUGAGGACCCUCUCUCGUCCAGUGCUGGGGUGCACAUACUCCCUCCUUCUGCUCUUCGCGAGAAGAACACUUCACUAUGUCGCAGUCGAUACAAGUGCCACGUACGCGUUGAGGGUGUUCUUAUAUUGGCUAUUCUGGCUUUCGCUCGGCUCCCCUCCUCUUUGUCGCCAUCGGCCCAACCUCGCAGGUACUCGGAAGGCACUUCCGCUACCAGCUUCUUCCAAAACACAGCCGUCACUGCAGCCUCGGUCCUUCUCGCUCACGCAAACUCGGUACCUGUGCUUGUCGGUGGUGGAGAUAGUCUUUCGAGUAACUCCAACAUCGAUAUGACGGUGCCCGAUUUCGUCUUGCCAUCUGACGAAGCUGCGAGCAACCCCGUCCGGCGGGUCCCCGAGGGUGUACUCGACCUCCUCUUGCCUGAUAGCACAUCAAUGGUUAUACACGGCGCCACCAAUUUCGCCGACCGUCUUCCGGCAUUGUCGGUCACGCCCAUUUACUCCCACGAGCCGCCCAAUCUCCUCAUACAUCCCGACUCUGCUUCUGCAGACUUCCGCGACGACCUUCAAAUGCUGGCACCCGACCUUCUUCAUAGUGCUAUCCAUGAUUCCCGUCGUCUCUCAUCACAGUUUGCGGAGCAACACCGGUCGGGUGCCCGUUCCCUCGAGUUCGCGCCGAAUCUCCGAGUUCCGCUCUGGACCGAGCGCCUCCUUCAAGAUACGCGUCUACGUGCCACAAACCUCUUUCGCUGGGGCCAGGCCCUUGACUUCUUGGAACCAUACCUCGCUGAGGGCUUCGAGGGUGUCACGCAAACCAAUCAGCACCUCGUCGCUGAGGAUGUUCGCAAUCGCCUGCACCACACCCCUCUCGAUCAGUCUUUGCGUCGUUCUGAUGGUUCGGAACUCCUCUCGCCACAGGAGCUAGCCGCGUUCUUGUCCCGUCGCUGGCUCAAUGACAGCAUGAUCAACGCUGGCCUCGACUGGAUGAUUCGGGAGCUUGGGCCGACGUCAACCGUUGGAUUCGCCCACUGCUUAUUUCUUGAGUCUCUUCGUCAUGCGAGAGUACGAUCUGGUGACAGUGUAUAUCAUUCUCGCCUACCUUCUGCUCUUGCAGAGGGCGUCGCAAAUGGCCGUAUUCGCAUCUUAGAGAUCCCCGUCAAUGCUGGAGGUGUCCAUUGGGCUGGGAUCCGUGUUGAUAUCGGCCAUCGGACAUACUCGUAUCGUGAUGGACUCAAUGAUAUGGCAACUGUGGACCCGGCCGACAUUGCCCUCGUCGAGUGGUAUUUGUCAUCUCUGCUCCCAGAUACGGACACGCUGCACCUCGCACCGGCCCCUCUGCCUAUCGUUUCGCCCAAACAGACUGAUACACACUCAUGUGGUGUUGUCUACUUGUCAUCCCUUCUGCAUGAACACUGCGAGGGCCCUGCCUGGCAUCAAGAACUAGCCGACAUGCGUCGAAUGGAGUGGUUUCUCGCGAUGACAGAUGGCUCUAUCGGUUCGACGACUGAGUUCCAUGCUCCGCACGACGAGGAUGGUGCCGACUCUACACUUGGCCUUGAGGAUGUGGACUUGUAUCUUGAUGAUGCAAGUCCCGACUCCUCCACCUUCAGCGACAACGGCACGUCUUCUGGAUCGUCUUCAGUGGGAUCAGUCCCACCAUCAUCUUCGCUGUCCAGUGUAGUGUCUGCUACACCCGCCGCACCAUCUAUCCGACCCGGAUCCACCCUUGACUCAUUCCUCGCGCAAAUGGCAACUCCUUCAAAUUUACGUUCCCAGCCACCACGCACACGCCGCAAAGCUUCUUCUACCUGCAGUACCCCUCAAUCGACUGGUCGGACACACGAACUGAAAUCCGUGCCGCUUACUUCCUGGUUCAAGCGAAUGACGCCAGAGGAAGCGGAGCAAGUACGGUUGGCAUCACGCGCUGAGCGCAUGGAGGCAGAGGCCGAGCGGUGCCGUUUGGAGCAGCAGAAGAUCGAGCUCCGGAAGAUCGAGAAGAAGGCUGCGGAGCGAGCAAAGACACGCGAACGCGUGCGAGCUUACCGUCGGCGUCAAAAGCAGAGGAAGGAUGCCCAACAAUCUGGCAACAAUCUGUCCGAUGUUCUUGGUAAAACAGGCGCCCCUGUUCCUUCGCCCGUUCCUGCCAGUACCGCCGAACGCUCCCGCCCACUCCGUGCAUUCAAUAUCGACCUUUGUGCCUCUAACGCAUCAUGUGGGCGCAAACGACUCCAUGAAGACAAAGCUGCAAAAACAACCAAUUGGACGAACGCGUUGUUGUUCGAGCAGAUCAAGCAAGCUGCCUACGAGUCGGGUCCCCGCAUGCGCGUCUCGGAGAUCCUCAAGAUUCUACAGCGCCGCAAUCCAACCGACUUCGCGACACUGACUCCUCAAGUUCUCGGACGGUACAUCGAGCGUCCCCCGAAUGCUCUGCCAUAUUUCAAGGCCAGUGUGUUGAAGAGGGUCGCUCGCAAGGGCGGUGCGAAACCCGGCGGCCAGAAUACGCGUAGCGGUUUCCUCGAUGGGCAUCCUUCACUCAUAACGGCUAUAGUCGAGCAACUCACGACACUGCGUGCUGCUGGCGUGCCAGUCUCCGUCCACAUCGCUCGCGGUAUCAUGUUGGCCCAUAUCCGUCAUUUGGCCCCGGAACUCCUUGAACGAACGGCGCCCGAUGGCUCGCGCUUCAAGUGUUCCGACGCGUUCAAGAUUCCCGCUGAUGCCAACCAACGUCUAUUCGAGCUCUUCGUGCGCCUAGUGCUCAUCUUCCGUGAUGCUGGCAUACGUCAUGGCGAACUGUUUGUCAACUUUGACCAAACUCAGGUCGUCGUCGCCGACCCCAGUCAUGGAACAUAUGAAGUCGAAGGAUCAAAGCAAGUCAGCGCGAUUGGUGUCGAGGAGAAACGCGCGUGGACAGCUGUUGUUGGUGUCGCGUCUAGUGGCUCCGUCCUUCCUUUUCAGGUCGUCAUGAAGGGAAAGACCGACCGAUCCCUCCCGUCCGAAGAUGCGCCUUCACGUUCCGAGGCACGCGAUCUUGGGUUCCAGUUCAACGUCAACGAGAAGAAUUAUUGGUCUAGCCUCCCUUUGAUGGAGAGGUAUUUCGAGACCAUCGUUGUCCCUUACUUUACGGAGCAGAAAACUCGACUCGGGUACAGCGACAAUCAGGAAUGCGUUGUCCUCUUGGAUUGCUGGUCGGUUCACCGUAGCAAGGACUUCCGUGACCUUGUACGCACUCGAUGGCCGUGGAUACGCCUCCGAUAUGUUCCCGGUGGCAUGACUGGCCUCGCACAGCCAUGCGAUGUUGGUAUUCAGCGGCCGUUCAAGCUAUCGAUCAAGCGCUCGCAGUUGGACGAUAUUGUCGCGGAAAUCCUGGCACACCUCAACGGUGGUGCUGAUCCCACACAACUUCACCUCGAUACUCAUAUUGGUACAUUGCGCAAUCGUUCCGUCAGCUGGUUCGUCCGGGCGUGGCAAGAGAUCAAUCAACCUGAACUCGUGCGGAAGGCCUUCCAGCGUUGUGUAGUCCGAGGUGGCUUUAACCUGUCAUUCGAGUCCAUCACCAGCUCCGCGGCACUCAAGCUCGUUCGCAAGCUCCCUCGAACUGACCCUGAGACUUGGGCAAAGGUCAUCGCCGAUUAUGGUGUCGAGGAUGCUGCUGGGAAUGAUGGUGGCGAGUCCGAAUGUGAACUGGACUUCUCCGAGUCAUGGGAACGGGCUGACGGCGGCGAGGAGGAUGACGAGGGUGUGGACAGUGAUGGGUCCUCAGACUUUGGCGAUGACACUGCUCUGGGCCCUGUUGACCUCAUGCGUGUUCUCGUCGGUGAUGCAUCUCGUACUACCACUCGUCUUGGAGAUGCGGAGCGCCUUGAUGUGUUGGACCCCCCUGUCGUGGAGGAGGAAGAGUUGGGCCGUGGCAAGCGUCGCAAGACCGGCAACAAGCUUUACAAUGACUUCAUUUUUGACCGUUCUUCGAUGUAG